Molecule: messenger RNA, 906 nt
Organism: Cicer arietinum (chickpea)
Lineage: Eukaryota; Viridiplantae; Streptophyta; Magnoliopsida; Fabales; Fabaceae
Source: RefSeq, a predicted model, not a curated record
CAUAAAGCGAAACUUAUCGAAAAGUGUAAUCUCAAGAAUUAAUAAGACCUUUUAUCGAAAGCACAAUAAAAACCAAAAACCAAACGUUUCCAUCGUAAGAGUGUAAGGUCGUGAGUGAAACGGAGAAGAAAAAGAUCAACGAGACUAAUUCAGUCAAACCAUAUUCUCCCGAUAUUGAGUUGUGACGAAAAUAUGACAAAUAAUGAAAGAGAAAAUGAGGAAAAGGGAAAAGAAAAAGUUGAACCAUCAGAACAAAAAGAAAAUAAUUCAAAUUGUGUAAGGAAAGUUCGAAUUAUAUACUCAGAUCCAUAUGCAACAGAAAGUUCAAGUGACGAAGAAUUUCAAGUUACUAAGACUACCCGCAUAAAACGAGUUAUAAAAGAGGUUUUUAUUCCAAAGUUUGAAACGGUUAACCAAUUUCAUGAAAAAGACGAAAACCAAAUAACUGUUUCUUCAAGUAACUACAAAGGUGUUCGACUUCGAAAAUGGAAAAGGUACCCGUGUCAAAUUCACAAUCCAUUCAAAAAGAAACAAAAAUUGCUGAAAUCAUCAUUUAAUUUGAAGAACACCAAAGAAGAUGAGUCAGUUACAUCAAGGGUGGAUGAUUAUGAGAAUGAUCUCAAUUGCAAGGAACAAGAGAAAGGGUUUGGUGAUGGUAAUAACUUUCAUGAUUCAUCAGAUGACGACGACGAUGAUGGUAGUUCACAUCAUAAUAUUAUAGAUUUUCAAGCAUGUUGAUUGAUAGACACAAAGAUCAAAGCCUUUUAGUCCUUCAAAUUAAGUUGCUAGGUAUAAUUAUUUGGUACUAAUAGAGUUCCAGAAACUGAAUUUUAUUUCAUUUGCUCUUUUUCUUUUAAUAAAAUGUAACUAACUUUCGUUGAUUAUUGAAUUGUUACAAUAAUGUGA